UUCACUAGGUUGGUUUCACAAAGAACACAUGGUAGUAAGUAAGGUGUAAACGUAAGAUAAAAAUGUGGAAGGUAACGCGGGUAUUUGUGUUGGUAGCACUGUACAGCUAUGUAGGAUCUCAAGAGUAUUCUGGUUCGUUGAGGUUGGUAAACGUGGUGUUCCGGCAUGGACAGAGGACUCCAGCAGAUACCUACCCCUCAGAUCCCCACCUACACCAGACCUUCCAUCCCUACGGCUGGGGGCAGCUGACCAAUGAAGGCAAGCGACAGCAGUACGAACUAGGAGAGUUCCUUCGUGAUCGCUACGGCAGCUUCAUCGGAGAUGGUUUCCCCUCCAAAGUAGCCCGUGUGCAGAGUACAGGGGUGGAGCGAACUCUGAUGAGCGCACAGUUAGUAGCAGCUGGGUUGUUUACCCCCUCCACUCACCCUCUGCAACAGUGGAACCAAAAACUGGACUGGCAACCGGUGGCGGUUCACUCGCAACCACUAGAAGAGGACUCGUUGCUGCUAGUGAGGAUUCCCUGUCCCAGGUAUCAUGAGGAGAGAGACAGACUGAAGAGCGAGGGAGAGGUGAAGAGUUACUUGGCCUCUCUUUCAGAUCUGUACAAAUCUCUCUCCCUACACUCCGGCCUCACAGUGUCUGAUCCAGACGAUGUACAAUCUCUCUACAGCACCUUGCUGGCCGAGGUCCAAUUUAAUCUUACCCUUCCAGAAUGGACGAAGGAUUAUUAUCCAGAGAAGAUGGCAAAAGUAACCGCCUACAGUUUCACCCUGAAUGCGUACAAUGACCAAUUGAAGAAGCUCAAAGGAGGGCCGCUGUUGAAAGAAAUAAUUACCAACAUGAAAGAAAAGAUAAAAGAACCCAAUGGACGUAAAAUGUUUCUGUACGCUGGCCACGACUCGACAGUAGCCAAUAUUCUUUUGGCAUUGAAUGUCUGGGACGAACAAAUCCCCGUUUACAACAUCAUGACAAUGAUUGAACUUCAUCAGUUGAAUGGAGUUUAUGGAGUUAAGGUGUAUUUAAGAAAUUCCACAGAACACGAGCCAUAUCACCUCAGGGUGCCUUCUUGUGGCGAUUUUUGUCCUCUGGACAAACUUGUGGAACUUUCAACCAAAGUUUUACCAGAAAACCUUGAGAAAGACUGUUUAAGCAAAGAUCCAAACUACAAACCUCCACUGCCUUCUGGACCUUGAUUCUAAGACAUCGUUAGGGAAAAGAUUACAAUAGUAACAAUAGCUAAUAAAAUAUUAUUAAUUUUUAGACUUUAAGGUAAUGAAUGUUAUUGUUUUUUAUGUUUAUUUAACAUAUAUGUGAUUUUAUAACUUAAAACAUAUAUUAAAAGCUCUGGUUAGUGAAGAUGGCUUUAACA
Messenger RNA from Macrosteles quadrilineatus (aster leafhopper), 1369 nucleotides. RefSeq names its product prostatic acid phosphatase-like. The transcript is spliced from 7 exons. The coding region runs from base 63 to 1193 and encodes 376 amino acids. Gene Ontology annotation, biological process: dephosphorylation. The record is from RefSeq and is a predicted model, not a curated record. Gene Ontology annotation, molecular function: phosphatase activity. NCBI's taxonomy places the organism in Eukaryota, Metazoa, Arthropoda, Insecta, Hemiptera, Cicadellidae.